AUGAUUGUAAUAAAAAAAUCUUUUAAAAAAUAAUCAUUUCAAAAAUAAGUAGAGAGAUUAAAACAAAAUAUAGUAAUAGGAUAUUAGACGAGUAAUUGGAUAAUUGGUAUAGUUAAACAUUUAAUACUGUUGUAAUAUAUUUCUAAUAAAAUUUUGGAUAAACUUUAUGAUUAAAAUACAAUUCUUAUCCCUGCAAUCAUAAGUGCUUUAAUGGUCUUAGCAUUUGAUGUAGAUUAAUUAAUAUUAGAUGGAAAUUAUGGAGCAACAUUUCUAUUCUUUCUGUUACAUGAUGGGAAAUUAUACCUUUUAGCUAUAUAUUUAGUUUCAUUUUCAAAGUUUCAGGAAAUUCAUUAUUAUCAUCCUUUUUUUUUCAUCUUGUAUUCGAAUUAAUCAUAUGUAAUGUUAUUUAUGUAUUCUUUUUAAUUGUAUCAACUUGAGAUACUGAUACCUAUAUAGUAUGGAUUUUUAGACCUAUCCUUUUAUUCUCUUUUGCUUGUGGUUUAUUGA
Messenger RNA from Paramecium sonneborni, 507 nucleotides. The record is from the annotation of a GenBank genome assembly. Lineage: Eukaryota; Ciliophora; Oligohymenophorea; Peniculida; Parameciidae.